Sorghum bicolor (sorghum) is the source of this 1266-nucleotide messenger RNA. Its product is annotated as peroxidase 4. Gene Ontology annotation, biological process: hydrogen peroxide catabolic process; response to oxidative stress. The transcript has 5 exons. The record is from RefSeq and is a predicted model, not a curated record. Lineage: Eukaryota; Viridiplantae; Streptophyta; Magnoliopsida; Poales; Poaceae. Bases 99 to 1094 code for a protein of 331 amino acids. Gene Ontology annotation, molecular function: peroxidase activity; heme binding.
GCAGCAGCACACACUACAGCAGCAGCAGCAGCAGCAGCACUUGGGAUAGGAAUAUAUAUAUAUAGCACCCUUUGAUUGACAUCGAUCGUCGAUCGAUCAUGGCCCCAGCAUCAGCUGCAACAAAAUGCAGCAGCAGCUGCAGCGCCAGCGGCCUCGCUCUGCUGUUGCUCCUCGUGCUAAUGGCGGCCGGCACCUCGUCGGCGCAGCUGUCCACCAGCUUCUACUCCUCCUCGUGCCCCGGCGUGUACGACUCCGUCAAGUCGGCGAUACAAUCCGCCAUCGCCACCGAGCAGCGCAUGGGCGCCUCCAUCGUCCGCCUCUUCUUCCACGACUGCUUCGUCCAAGGCUGCGACGCGUCGCUGCUGUUGGACGACACGGCCAGCUUUCAGGGCGAGAAGAUGGCGACGCCCAACAACGGCUCCGUGCGAGGCUUCGAGGUCAUCGAUGCCGUCAAGUCCGCCGUCGAGAAGGUGUGCCCCGGCGUCGUCUCCUGUGCUGACAUCCUCGCCAUCGCUGCUAGGGACAGCGUCGUCAUACUGGGUGGUCCAAGCUGGGACGUCAAGGUCGGGCGGCGCGACUCCACGACGGCGAGCUUCAGCGGCGCCAACAACAACAUCCCGCCGCCGACGUCGGGCCUCGCCAACCUCACCUCGCUCUUCGCCGCGCAGGGCCUCUCUCAAAAGGACAUGGUCGCGCUCUCUGGAGCUCACACCAUUGGCCAAGCACGUUGCACCAACUUCAGAGCUCACGUAUACAAUGACACUAACAUCGAUGGCACCUUCGCAAGAACAAGGCAAUCAGGCUGCCCUAGAACCUCAGGUUCAGGUGACAACAAUUUGGCGCCUCUGGACCUUCAAACCCCAACCGUCUUUGAGAACAACUACUACAAGAACCUUGUUUGCAAGAAGGGGCUUCUACACUCCGACCAGGAGCUCUUCAAUGGCGGAGCCACCGAUGCGCAAGUUCAAUCAUACAUUAGUAGCCAGAGCACAUUCUUCUCGGAUUUUGUGACAGGCAUGAUAAAGAUGGGUGACAUCACACCGUUGACCGGCUCCAAUGGACAGAUCAGGAAGAACUGCAGAAUGAUUAACUAAUAAGAGGCGGUGCAUACUAUCUAAGAAGGGUUUUAGUGUCAUGUCUUUAAGUUUGUAAUGUGUCUACUUUCACAAAAUUGUGAGAUCAUCAUGUUGUACCAAGGUGUCGAUUGAGAUGUUGUUAUGUUAAUAAGUAAUCCAUCAUUUGUUCUUUAGACAACCUUUUUCUUGA